Salvelinus sp. IW2-2015 is the source of this 979-nucleotide messenger RNA. RefSeq names its product deleted in lung and esophageal cancer protein 1-like. The record is from RefSeq and is a predicted model, not a curated record. NCBI's taxonomy places the organism in Eukaryota, Metazoa, Chordata, Actinopteri, Salmoniformes, Salmonidae. Gene Ontology annotation, biological process: negative regulation of cell population proliferation. Gene Ontology annotation, cellular component: cytoplasm; cilium. Gene Ontology annotation, molecular function: tubulin binding.
GGGCCUGUAUGUAAGGAAGCCUUUACACUCUGUCCAAGCUAAGAAAGUAGAGGACAAGGCACAGGAAGGGUUUGUGAGUGGGCUGUUGGCCCAUGGGAAGGGCGCAGCAUUCUUCGUCCAGCCAGACUGUGGCAUUCUGGGAGCGUUUGAGACUCAAACCAUCGACAUCACAUCCUUCACCAACAUGUGGGGGGAAUACAGAGACCAGCUCAUCUGUAAGGUGGGUGACCUCCAGCCCAAGCUGAUCCCCAUUCAGAUGACAGUGAUGGGCUGUCCUCUUUACUUCCAGAUGAUUGGUCCACAGCCAGACAGACAGAACCAGGGACCAAUCAUACGGUUUGGUACGCACGUCUCUGGAGGAGACACAGUGUCCCGCUCUCUACGUCUAAACAACACAAGCCCCUACGAUAUACGUAUGGACUGGGUGAGCUACAACGUGGACCAGGAGGACAGGAAGCUGCUGGAUGUGGUGGUUGCCUACGGAGACGCCUUUCCCCUGAAGGACGCAGACGGCAAUGAGGUGGUCGGGGGCGGGGCCAUGUCUAAUGAUACUCCGCCCACUUGGGACCGGAGCCAAACACCCAGCACUGAGGGAACAAGCUCCUCCCUCAAGAGCAAGUCUGACCUUGAGGAGGAGGAGGAGGAGAAAGGAGCUCUCCACUCUGCGCCUCCUCAGAAGAGGCUCUUCUCUGUCUUCAUCAGGCCGCAUGAAGGCAACGCCUCCGACUACCCAUACUGCAUCACUCCACAGCAGAUAGAUGUUCCAGCAGGGGGCAGCAGCACCAUCCACGUCUCCUUCACUCCCCUGACCCUGUCAGAACUGACCUCUAACGCUGCCUGUGUAUCCUUCGCUCUGGGCUUCAUGAGCCUUGACUCCAAGGUGUCCUCCUGUAUCCCGGGUAAGGUUCAAAGGGCUCAGGGUCAGGAUCUGGAACCUCUCAGAUUGGACCUCCAGGCCUCUGUCAGACCUGCCGUGUAA